GUUUUUUCAUUUAUUUCCGAACAUUUGCGAGUGAAAUCACCAGCUACGUUUUUUGUCCGCGUAAAAAUAGACGGGUUUUUUAAUAAUUAUUUUUCACACAAUUCAGUACAGUUACGCAAGAAAACAAUAAUACAAGAUGGUGGAUAAAAUUGAAAUGAGUUUGGAUGAUAUUAUCAAAUCCAAUCGUGGACAAAAUAAAAAAGUUGGUGGAAAUCGCGGUGGUGCAGCAGCAAAUAGACGCGGUGGCGGUGCAAAUCAGGGAGCACGUCGUGGUGCUGGCCGUCGUGCACCAAUUUCACCACGUAAACCUGGCGGUGGCGGUGUAAUUAAAGGUCGCGGAGCUGGAGGAAUUCAAAAAGCCAAAUUCUCAAGGGGCGAUGUAAACAGCGCUUGGAAACAUGACAUGUACGAUGGACCUAAACGUGGUAUUUUGAAAUCAACGGACUCGGCAAAGCUGUUAGUAUCAAAUUUGGAUUAUGGCGUAUCGGAUUCGGACAUCAAGGAGUUAUUUACCGAAUUUGGGCCGGUGAAGAAGGCCGCCGUGCAUUAUGAUCGUUCGGGCAGAUCACUGGGCACCGCUGAUGUUGUCUAUGAAAGGCGCGCCGAUGCUUUGAAAGCCAUAAAACAGUACAAUGGUGUGCCUUUGGAUGGCAGACCAAUGAGUAUACAAUUUCUGACUGAUGCCUCAGCCGUCACUGCAACCAGAGCACCUGUGCGCAACAAUGCUGGUCCCAGUCCCAACCGAAGAAGACAACCCGUUGGUGGAAAUAGAAGAGGAGGUGCCGCUGGUGGUGGUGGGCCACGUCGUGGAGGUCCUGCUAAUCGUAAGGCCGGAGGAAAUCCCCGUGCUGCCAAUAAAACAACACCCACAGCUGAAGAGCUUGAUGCCGAAUUGGAUGCCUAUGUCAACGAUAUGAAAAUAUAGAUUAAGAAUUAUUUAGUCAUUUUAUUUGGUAUUUCUAAACGUUUCUAAAUAUGUAUAAGGCAGCAGGUAUCAUCAUCACCAUUGAAACAUCUCAACAAUCUAUGUACAGAUAUAUAUCAAAUAAUAAGAAAAGAAUGGCGUCGACACGGAUAUAAGAAGACACCACAAUUACCUACCUAAACCAUGCGAUGAUCCUGGAAGACAAUUAUGAACGGGCCACCUCACUUAUCAAUCAACAAUCUAUCACUCACUCACUUCUCCUCCUCCUUCCUCUUCUACUUACAAAACAAAAUAGUAGUCCACUAUGUUUUAGUCUUAAUUUACUACUUCCCCCAUUUGUAUUUGAAUAAUUACAAAAUAAUCUUAAUCUUAUCAAAUGCAAUCCCUUUUUUUAUUAUUCUGCAUCCAUAUUAUCAUAUUUAAGUUUAACCAUAACAAA
Messenger RNA from Musca domestica (house fly), 1364 nucleotides. RefSeq names its product THO complex subunit 4 (gene Ref1). Gene Ontology annotation, molecular function: mRNA binding. Gene Ontology annotation, cellular component: nucleus. The record is from RefSeq and is a predicted model, not a curated record. NCBI's taxonomy places the organism in Eukaryota, Metazoa, Arthropoda, Insecta, Diptera, Muscidae. Bases 137 to 925 code for a protein of 262 amino acids. The transcript is spliced from 4 exons. Gene Ontology annotation, biological process: mRNA export from nucleus.